Messenger RNA from Ophidiomyces ophidiicola, 1098 nucleotides. RefSeq lists its product as uncharacterized. Gene Ontology annotation, molecular function: iron-sulfur cluster binding; catalytic activity. The transcript has 2 exons. Lineage: Eukaryota; Fungi; Ascomycota; Eurotiomycetes; Onygenales; Onygenaceae. The coding region runs from base 1 to 1098 and encodes 365 amino acids. The record is from RefSeq and is a predicted model, not a curated record.
AUGCUGACCACGCUCACGUCUGUUGCACGAAGAGUAUCAACACCUGGCCUAGAGGCUACUCGAGUAGCUUUAUCUCAAACUCGCUCUGUUCACCUCGCCCCUCCUUUUCUUCUUGAUACCUACAUACCCCGUUACCAACUCCUCUCUUCAGCCGACGCAUCUACAAAGCGGCUCCUUGCACAGUCUCACCUGGCAAACUGUAACCUAUGCCCAAGGCUAUGCGGUGUCAAUCGUUACGAGAAGACCGGAUACUGUUUGAUUGGGGCGGAGAAAGUUAAGGUCAAUGUCAUUGCGCCACAUUUUGGUGAAGAACCAUGUGUACAGGGCUGGAAUGGAAGCGGGUCGGUCUUCUUCUCAGGGUGCAACUUGCGAUGCGUAUUUUGCCAGAAUCAUGAAAUUUCGCACCAACGCAAUGGAUUUGAUUUGACUCCUGAGGAGCUUGCGGAAUGGUAUAUGAAAUUACAAGAUGUCGGAAAUGUCCAUAAUAUUAAUCUCAUCACACCAGAACAUGUUGUUCCGCAGGUGGUCUUAUCGAUUCUUCAUGCCCGGGACCUUGGACUAAAGAUCCCCAUCAUCUAUAAUACGUCUGCGUUCGAUUCUCUUGAAUCGCUCGAACUUCUAGACGGCCUCAUCGAUAUAUACCUACCGGAUUUCAAGGUAUGGAACAAUAGAUCCUCGGUGAGGCUACUUAAAGCGAAAAACUACACCGAAACGGCCAUGGAAAGUAUCAAGACCAUGCAUACCCAGGUUGGUGACUUGUGCUUCACUGCCGAUGGUGUCGCAAAAAGUGGUGUUUUGGUCAGACACCUUGUUAUGCCCGGGCGCGAGGAUGAAGGUAAGGAAAUCGUAAAAUGGCUAGCACAAAACGUCUCAAAAGAUAUAUAUGUGCAUAUCAUGGAACAAUAUCGUCCCGAUGCCCACGUUGGCAAAAAGAAGCGCGGUGACGGUGGGAAAGGCAGCAACAAGGAAGAAGUGCGAUAUGCUGACAUCAAUCGGCAUGUUGAUUUGAAAGAAGUUGGCGCUGUCCAAAGUGCAGCAAGGGCAGCAGGCCUAUGGAGGCUUUGUGAGCCUACGGAGCAUGGCGGAUUUCACAACUAG